Brassica napus (rape) is the source of this 2916-nucleotide messenger RNA. RefSeq names its product heavy metal-associated isoprenylated plant protein 3. NCBI's taxonomy places the organism in Eukaryota, Viridiplantae, Streptophyta, Magnoliopsida, Brassicales, Brassicaceae. Gene Ontology annotation, molecular function: metal ion binding. Bases 138 to 932 code for a protein of 264 amino acids. The transcript has 5 exons. The record is from RefSeq and is a predicted model, not a curated record.
CAUCAUAAUAAAACCCAUUAAACCGAGUGGGUAUAAAUAGAAACGAAAGGUUCUUCCUUUCUCAAGGUCUCGUCUUCCUCCGACUCUGUCUCCACUCUCCAACAACUUCCUUCUCUCCCACUACUAACCGAGUCACCAUGGCCAAGAAGAAGAAGAGCAACAACGAGAACAAAGGAGAUGGUGGCGGCGAUAAGAAAACGGCGUCUAUAACCGUCGUUUUGAAGGUCGAUAUGCAUUGCGACGGCUGCGCUUCCAAAAUCGUCAAAUGCGCACGUGCUUUCAAAGGAGUUGAGACGGUGAAAUCAGAGUCAGAUACUGGGAAGCUAACGGUGACCGGAGAAGUAGAUCCGGCGAAACUCCGGGAGACACUCGCAGAGAAGACAAAGAAGAAAGUCGACUUGGUUUCUCCUCAGCCCAAAAAGGACAAUAAGAACAAAAGCGAUGAAGACAAAAACAAAGAAAAGAAAUCAUCUGAGGAGAAGAAACCCAAAGAGGCUCCGGUGAUAACGGCGGUGUUGAAGCUGAACUUCCAUUGUCAAGGUUGUAUCGCUAACAUCCAGAAGACUGUCACUAAAACCAAAGGUGUGAAUGGGAUGACAAUGGACAAAGAGAAGCAGUUGGUGACGGUUAAAGGAACAAUGGAUGUGAAAAAGCUCGUGGAGAGUUUGUCGGAGAAGCUGAAACGUCCGGUGGAGAUUGUGCCGCCGAAGAAGGAUAAAGACAAAGAGAACGAGUCUGGCGACAAGAAGAAAGGCGGCGGGGGAAAGGAUAACAAAGGCGGCGAGGGGGUGAACAUGAUGGAGUACGUGGCGGCUCAGCCUUAUCACGAGUUAGCGUAUUACCCGGGUGGGCCAUAUGGGUAUUAUCCGGUUCAGGCCCACGCGCCUCAGAUGUUCAGUGAUGAGAAUCCGAAUGCUUGCGUCGUUAUGUGAGGCGGCGGAUGAAAAUAUUGGAGAGUGGUGGGGAGUUUUUUUUGAAAAGACUUUCAUUAAUUUAAACGCAGAAAAAUAGAAAAAGGUUCAGAAGCCCAUAUGAUCUUCAGUUACAAAACAAGACCCAGUUAAUAAAAACAAAAUAUUGCCCAUAGUUAAGAAACCCAUUGCAGUUUAGCCCAAAACGGAUUUGGAAACGUUUGAUGAGAAAUAACGAGACGGAGAAUGGAGCAAUCAAGCGGAGAUGAUGGUAGGAUCACAAGCAAGAAACCAUAAUUGGAGGAGCUGUGAACAAGUUGUUGGGUUGACUUCCCGGAGACUGUUGAUGCGGUCUUUAAUUUGACAAUCAACAAGACGGAGCAACACGUCAGGAGAUCGGAAAGUGUGUCGAUGAAGUCUAGAAUUUCUUUCAGCCCAAACCCAGUAGAUGAUCGCUUGCCAGGCUAGCAGGAGAAGACGACGCCGGAAUCUGUUACCAGAGAGUGUGUGCAUCUGACUUAGUGAGCGAUCCCAUGUCCUCAAAGGAUUCAAAGUGAAUCUUGUGGCCAUAGUUGACCAUAGUUCCCACGAGUAAGGGCAAUCAAAAUAGAGGUGAUCUCGACUCUCUGGAUGAAGACCACAGAGAAGACAGUUAGUAUCAGUUUGCAAACCCCAGGACUGGAGACGAUUGCGAGUUGGGCAGCGGUUCAGAACCACCAGCCACACCAUAAAACAAUGCUUAGGAAUGCCUCCUUUAAUCCACACUGCUUUAGUCCAAGGUAUAUGAGUAUAGUCUCCUCUCAGUUUUUGAUAAACUAGCCCAGUAGUGUAUUUUGCGCUAACUAUUCUAUCAAUUUCCCAAACGUAGAAGUCAUCAGCAGUAGAUAUUGUCAGGCCAGAGAGGAAAGCAAGAAUGCUUACUUGAUUUUCAGACCUUGCCGGUGGCAGAAGCCAGUGACCAUUGUCAUACAAGCUUGCGAUGGUUGCAUCUUGUCUUAUACCAAGCCUAGUUCUUCUACCUCCUGUCAUGAGUUCACAAAUCUUUCCUUCCGGGUACCAGUUAUCUGUCCAGAAUCUGCAGUCUCUGCCACUCUCAAUCUUAAGUUUAAUCCAGGUAAACAUUACAUCUCUCAUUUUGAUUAACUUAUUAGUUAGCCAAGAGUACUUUCUAUUAGGCUUAACUGUCCAGAAGUUGCUCAGAUUCCCUGACAGGAUUUCCGUCUUGAACCACGCCACCCAAACUGAACCCGAUUGAAAGAACAACAGCCAAAUAAGCUUCAACGUGCAAGCUCUGUUCCAGGUAUACAAAUCCUUGACUCCUAGUCCUCCUUGACUCUUUUCUUUAGUUACUGUUUCCCAUGAAACUCGCGCAGUAUGAUGACCCUCCACAUCUCCUUUCCAUAGGAAAAUACCACAAAGAGAGUUGAUUCUCUUGAUCACCGACUUUGGCAAUAUAAACGAGGAACACCAGAAGGUGUUGAUUCCUGAUAUCACGGUCUUGAUAAGGAGUAGACGUCCAGCAAAAGAGAGGGAUUUAGCGCUCCAGGAGGAAAGACGUCUUUUAAUCUGCUGAAUGAGUACUUCACAGUGAGAGAGAGUAGGCUUUGAAGAGGAUAGAGGUACACCAAGAUAUCUCACUGGGAGAGAGGCAAUUGGCAUUCCAGUAGAAACCUGAAUAGCAUCUAUUUCCGCUUGGGAUAAACCUGAUGCAAAGAAACUUGACUUUUGAACACUAACAGCCAGUCCGGAGCGCAAUUCAAACUCUUUAAGGAUCUGAAGCACUGCCUGAAGAGAAGAGAUGGACCCGUCAAUGAAGAUGAGAAGGUCAUCUGCAAAACUCAAGUGAGAAGAUGAGUGGUGGGGAGUUGUAAAUAUGCUUAUAAUCUCUGGGGUAGUUUCAAAGUCGAGUUACUUUAGUUUGUAAACUUUUUUGGGUUUUUAAUUUCUACUAUUCAGUUCUCAAAACUUCCUUUUCUAUAUGAGCAUUUUUAGUUUUUAGAGACAA